Messenger RNA from Eutrema salsugineum, 1260 nucleotides. RefSeq lists its product as uncharacterized. NCBI's taxonomy places the organism in Eukaryota, Viridiplantae, Streptophyta, Magnoliopsida, Brassicales, Brassicaceae. The record is from RefSeq and is a predicted model, not a curated record. The transcript is spliced from 3 exons. The coding region runs from base 16 to 1260 and encodes 414 amino acids.
CUAUGCGACAUUUUUAUGCAUAUUCAUUGUGCUCAAGCAACCAUACCUUUUUUAAUAGACCACCCGAAAAAACAUGACCAUACCCUCACACUUUUCCCUAGACAAGCUUGCUUAGCCUGCAAUGUUUGUGCUACCGUGAACCGCAUUCACCAUCCUAUCUGCGAUUUCGUAGCACAUAGUGACUGUAUCUAUAUCCCACAAAGCAUAAGAAUAUCUCGUCACCACCACCGUAUCUCCUACGUUGCUUCCCUUCCUUUUAAAGAAGCCACGUCUUGCGGGGUAUGUCGUCACAAGGUUGACAGCGAUUAUGGUGCAUACACUUGCAAUAAGUGUUGUGGCUAUGCUGUUCACACAAGAUGUGCAUUGCGUAGAGACAUAUGGGACGGAAAAGAAUUAGAGGGAGAGCCAGGAGAAGAAGAUGAAGAUGUCGAGCCGUUCAAGAGGAUAUCUGAUGAAAUAAUUAUCCAUUUUUCUCAUGAUCGUCAUCAUAUGAUGAGAUUUGAGACCAGCCGAGUUGUUUAUGACGAACACAAAGUUUGCCCAAUGUGUGCCCUGCCAAUCUACGAGGGGAAUUUCUAUGCAUGUGUAAUGGAAUGUGAUUUCCUCCUACACGAAGCAUGUGCAUGUGCUCCCCGUACCAAGCUCCAUCCAUUGCAUCCUUAUCAACUUACGCUCGAGGCAGUCUCUGAUAAACAGUAUUACGUGCGUUGUCAUGCAUGUACUCGCAAGGUUAAUGGUUUCAACUAUGUGUGUAAAGCUGCAAACCAGUUUUUCGAAGCCUACCAACUAGAUGUACGGUGUGCCUUGGUUUCUGAGCCCUUCCAAUAUCAAGGACAUGAACACCCCUUAUUUCUGUCUUUAGACCCAAAAGAAAAGCCCUCGUGCCACAUUUGCAAGUAUAAACACGAUGAACAUUAUCUCACUUUCUGCCGUGGAGAUGAGGCAAGUGGCUCGGAUUGGUGUGAGUUAUGCGAAGGCAAAUUAACAAUUGGAGGAAAACAAGGUUUCUACAAGUGCGACGAUUGCUGCACCACGCUUCAUAUUCAUUGCUUACUCGGGUGCGACCCAUAUAUGAUGUCUGGUAUACCGUUCGAGGAUGUACAAGGUCAUGAGCUGCUUCUUCUACCUAACCAUUUGCCUACUCGACCAACUUGCAAUCUCUGCCGUAGUCGUUGUCCGUAUCCAAUAUUUUUGGAAGAUGAAGAGAAAACAAUAUGUUCUUUUAAAUGUGGCAUCGACCACUCAUAUUUCCAAGUAUAG